Molecule: messenger RNA, 995 nt
Organism: Cucurbita pepo subsp. pepo (vegetable marrow)
Lineage: Eukaryota; Viridiplantae; Streptophyta; Magnoliopsida; Cucurbitales; Cucurbitaceae
Molecular function (GO): S-adenosylmethionine-dependent methyltransferase activity
Source: RefSeq, a predicted model, not a curated record
CACACACAAAGCAACAUGAUCCUUUACGCUUCUCCACCAAGCUCAAUCAUCUUCUCCAAACGCAAUGCGCCUCAACAAGCCACGCCAAUAAGACCAUCGCCCUCCAACUGUGCGCGCCAGAGCAGUCAAGAAGCGCCAAAUGGAGCCAAUCCGAAGCCACUAUCACCAUUCCCACGCUUGUUUUGCCACAACCAUUGUUCUUGCAUAUGCGGAAGGAGGCUUUUCAUUGAAGCAGCAGCGACUUCUCUGUUCCCUCUAAGUUCUUCAAUGGCUUCUUCUAAUUCAUCCUCUGAUUACACAACUAUAUUGAACAAAGUUCAUCCUCCUAAGCCAGAUUGGUACGAGGAUUUCUACGCGUCUGUUCUAGCUAAUGGCAUGAAAUUGUACGAAGCGGAGAUUGCAGAUUACAAGUCCCAGAUGUUUGCCACUUUAAGAGGGAAGGCCCAGAAAGUCCUGGAGAUCGGAAUUGGCGCGGGUCCUAACCUUAAAUAUUACGCUGGGGAAGAAGGUAUGAAGGUUUAUGGUGUGGAUCCAAACCCCAAGAUGGAGAAAUAUGCUCGCGAAGCAGCACAGAAUGCUGGUCUGCCAGCUGAUAACUUUGAGUUUAAACAAGCGGUCGGGGAGGCUAUACCAUUACCCGAUGCUUCUGUCGAUGUUGUCGUUGGAACACUCGUCUUAUGUUCUGUGUCGAAUGUCGACAUGACUCUAAAGGAGGUGAAGAGGGUUCUGAGACCCAAUGGACUAUACAUAUUCGUCGAACACGUGGCUGCAGAAGAAGGAACCGUGCUUCGGUUUGUACAAGACGUGCUCGAUCCCCUACAGCAGUUAGUUUCUGAUGGAUGUCACCUCACCCGGAGGACAGGGCAGAGUAUAAGUGAAGCAGGGUUUUCAAAUGUUGAUCUAAACAUGGCUUCCUUCUCUAAUGCUGCCUUCAUAAAUCCUCAAGUUUAUGGAGUUGCUCAUAGAUGACAAGAAAUGGAACACCUGUUCCCACA